CCGUGUGAGAGUGUUUGAGUGUGAAGGGGAUAGAGAGGAGCAGAACGUGGUGAGGGGGAGUCCAGACAGACCACAACAACGGCAGGGAGUGAUCUUCACCUUUGGCUUUCCAGCAGUUUUCCCUCUUCAUCCUCCUCAAGCAUAGAUGGCUGCCAGCACUGCGGCUACAUCUCUCCUACCUCCAGUGAAGAGCGUGGUGGUGUAUAGGAAUGGAGACCCCUUCUACAGUGGACGGAGGUUUGUGGUCAACCAGCGACAGGUGACCACCAUGGAGGCCUUUCUGACUGAAGUGACCCAGAGCAUUGGCGCCCCUCUUGCUGUCAGGACUCUGUACACCCCCAGGCAGGGCCACCGAGUCACAGACCUUGAGGCUCUACAGACAGGAGCCCAGUAUGUUGCUGCUGGCUUUGAGAGAUUCAAGAAACUGGAUUACCUGAACAAGAGAACAAAAAAGCAGGCUGCCACCCGUGAGGAAACCCAGGCAAGAGCAGUCCAGAGGCCAAAUGUGUCAGCUAAAUGGAGGAAGUUUAUACCUUUACCCUGCAUUAUACAUGUUUUCCGAAAUGGAGACCUCCUGUGUCCACCAUUCCGUUUCAUCAUUCCUCGGAGCAUGCAACAGGACCUGGAUCAGAUCCUGAGUCUGAUCACAGAGAAGGUCAGCUUAAGGACCGGUGCAGUGCGCAGGUUGUGUUCUCUAGAAGGUGUGUCUGUGUCCUCAGCUGGGGAGCUGGAGACUGGCUGCUGCUAUGUUGCUGUGGGAACCGAGAGGUUCAAGAAACUUCCAUAUGUUGAAUUAUUGGUUUCAAAAGCUACAGAGAGAUAUUACCCUGGAAAGAGAAGGAUGUUAAGGAGAGCUGAGAACAGGAAAGCAGGGAGCGGGCCUGAAGACCAGUGCAGUGACUCAGCUCUCCUCGACUCCCCAGAGUCAGAUGUUCGGAGGGUGAAGUCAACAGGAGAUGAAGCCGCAGCCCCACAAACCUCCCAGCAGAGGAGCAGGAGAGAGGGAGCAGAUGAGACCUCUGUAUUUUUUGCCAGGCCGGUCAAGAUCCGGAAGAACCGAACGUUAACAAGACCAGCACUCAGCAAUGGAUCUGGUCAGCCCAGUGUAUUUAAAAGGGCAGCACGGAAAAGGAGAGAGGAGGUACGAGGGGCAGAGGAGGUGCAGGAGGAUGAAAAUACAGCUACAGAGCUUCCUGUUGAUCAGAGAGUUGCAGAAAUAGUGGAGGAAGAGGAAUUAAAUAAUCCAGGUGAUCCUCUGCAGAACACACAGCAGAGAAAUAUAAAGAGUGAGCAGCACGACGACAAAGAACACCCACAGAAGCACGAUGGAAAGCAGGUAUUACUAUCUAAAGAAGAGCAGGAGUCCAAGGCUGAAAUACUGGAGCCUGAGCUGAAGCAGAUGUCUUCAUCAUCAAGCACUCAGCAAGAGUACAGAAAAGAAAAGGCAAGUUUACCCACCUCACACCCUACAAUAUUGGCAGUUGUUGAUAGCAUUUGCCUUUACACUGAUUUAGUAUUCUGCUGUGACAGGAGAGCCCGCUGGACACCCCAUCAGUUACAGCAGAACAAAACCAUCAGGAGGAGGUCACGGCAUCCUAACAGUUUUAUGCUGAAUGAACAUUUAAUUAAAUUAGUACUACUUUAACUGUGGUAACGAUUUGCUUUAUCGUAGAAAACGUAAGCACGAGAACACAAAGGCAGAACAAAAGCUACAGGAGAUGGAUACAGUAUCAGAAGCUCCAUAAGCCAUCUCAAACUUGUGUCAUACACCUGUUGAUGAUAUUGUGUUCAGUGUUUUACAGGCAUGAUUCUUAUGCUGACACUGUGUAGACAUUUAAUGCUACUAUAUGUUCAAUACAUGUACAGAAAAAAAAGCAUAUUUUAGGGACAUUGUAGACCCAAUACUGAUUAGAAUAAAUGAGUGGUGGAGAACACAAAGGAACAGUAGUGUUGCCUAGAAUUUAUUGAUUAAAUAUCAGGAACAGAUCACAACAGUAAAAGUAAUCUGUACAGUGUCUUGUAUCAAUUAAAUGUAACAAUAAACAUAUA
Messenger RNA from Archocentrus centrarchus (flier cichlid), 2049 nucleotides. It is a transcript of the gene dcdc2b, whose product is annotated as doublecortin domain containing 2B. Gene Ontology annotation, cellular component: microtubule; microtubule organizing center. The transcript has 14 exons. The record is from RefSeq and is a predicted model, not a curated record. Gene Ontology annotation, biological process: intracellular signal transduction. The coding region runs from base 146 to 1645 and encodes 499 amino acids. NCBI's taxonomy places the organism in Eukaryota, Metazoa, Chordata, Actinopteri, Cichliformes, Cichlidae.